Messenger RNA from Ananas comosus (pineapple), 2910 nucleotides. Its product is annotated as phospholipase D delta-like. Lineage: Eukaryota; Viridiplantae; Streptophyta; Magnoliopsida; Poales; Bromeliaceae. The transcript has 11 exons. Gene Ontology annotation, biological process: phospholipid catabolic process; phosphatidylcholine metabolic process. Gene Ontology annotation, cellular component: plasma membrane. The coding region runs from base 192 to 2750 and encodes 852 amino acids. The record is from RefSeq and is a predicted model, not a curated record. Gene Ontology annotation, molecular function: D-type glycerophospholipase activity; calcium ion binding.
AUCAAAUUAAUUCGUAAUUUUCAACCUCUUCUUCUCUGCUCAACCAGCUCUUUGAUUGUUCUCAAAGGAUUCAACAAGGCUGGUUGAGCGGAAUCGAAGAUUUAUUUUCCUUUUCCAAGUUUAACUAAUUCUGCGUACAUUUCUCUUGAAAAGUUUGUACAUUUAUUACUAUUUGAUCGGUGUUUACACUGAUGUCGAGUGGUUCGAAUCAUGCGUCGGAUGACAUGAGAAAAGACUCGGGUGAAAACGGGACUGCCAAAUUUCUGCAUGGAGAGUUGGAAAUCUGGAUACUGGAAGCAAGAUGCCUCCCAAACAUGGACUUGAUGAGUGAAAGAAUGCGAAGAUGCUUCACCGCCUACGGAGUCUGCGGUGCCCCUUGCACGAAAUCCAACAACCGCAGGAGCGUCAAGAAGAUCAUAACGAGCGAUCCCUACGUCUCGAUCUGCUUGGCCGGCGCCACGGUGGCCCAAACGCGAGUUAUUCCCAACACGGAAGACCCGAAAUGGGAAGAACACUUUUUCGUCCCGGUUGCUCACCCCGUCAGCAGAGUUGAGUUCUUCGUCAAGGACAACGACGUCUUCGGAGCGCAGCUUAUCGGCGUGGCUUCGAUACCGGUCGAGAAAGUGCUCGCGGGGGCCGAAGUCAGCGGUUGGUUUCCCGUUGUGGGACAGUAUGGAAAUUCGAUGAAGCAGUCUCCUGAACUGCGAUUAUCGUUGCGGUUUAAGCCGAUAGAGGAAAAUCCCUUGUACAAAAAUGGUGUGGGCGCCGGUCCCGAGUAUUUAGGCGUGCCUAGUGCAUAUUUUCCACUUAGGAAAGGGGGGAGUGUUACACUAUACCAAGAUGCUCAUGUUCUUGAUAAUAUGUUGCCUAAGAUUGAGCUAGAUGGGGGGAGGUUCUUCGUGCAGCAUAAGUGUUGGGAGGAUAUUUGCCAUGCGAUUCUCGAAGCUCACCACCUGAUAUACAUAAUUGGAUGGUCGAUCUUUCAUCAGGUCAAACUUGUGAGGGAGCCGACACGGCCGCUGCCCAGUGGAGGGGAAAUGUCCCUCGGCGAGCUCUUGAAGUACAAGACACAAGAGGGAGUUCGUGUGGUUAUGUUGAUUUGGGAUGAUAAAACGUCGCACGAUAAAUUUCUCUUGAAAACGGAUGGUGUUAUGCAUACGCAUGAUGAAGCAACAAGAAAGUUCUUUAAGCAUUCAAGUGUCGAGUGUGUAUUGGCUCCUCGAUAUGCUAGUAACAAGCUUAGCAUUUUCAAGCAACAUGUUGUGGGGACAUUAUUUACUCACCAUCAGAAGUGUGUUAUAAUGGACACACAAGCUGGCGGAAACAAUCGCAAAAUAACUGCUUUUAUUGGUGGUCUAGAUUUGUGUGAUGGUAGAUACGAUACACCGGAACACAGGCUCUUCUGUGACCUUGACACUGUCUUCAAAAAUGACAUCCACAACCCUACAUUUCCUGUUAACAACCAGGGUCCAAGGCAACCAUGGCAUGAUUUGCAUUGCAAAGUCGAGGGUCCCGCUGCUUACGAUAUACUCACAAACUUUGAACAAAGGUGGAGAAAGGCUACUAAAUGGCGAGUUAGGCUAAGAAAAGUUACGAGUUGGCGUGAUGAUACCUUGAUUAAAAUUGAUCGGAUUUCGUGGAUUCUUUCUCCUUCUAAUGAUGAUGCAGAUAUUCAAAUAUUUGAUGAAAAAGAUCAUGAAAACUGGCAUGUACAGGUUUUCAGGUCGAUAGAUUCAGGAUCAGUGAAAGGAUUUCCGAAAAUUGUUCACGAGGCUGUGUCAAAGAACCUUGUUUGUGCGAAGAACUUGAAGAUAGACAAGAGCAUACACAGUGCUUAUGUGAAAGCAAUAAGGUCGGCACAACAUUUUAUAUACAUCGAGAACCAGUACUUUAUCGGAUCUUCCUAUUGCUGGCCAUCAUACAAAAAUGCAGGCGCGGAUAACUUGAUUCCAAUGGAAUUGGCUUUGAAGAUUGUAAGCAAGAUUAAGGCAAAAGAGCGUUUCGCGGUGUAUGUUGUGAUACCAAUGUGGCCUGAGGGAGUUCCAACUACAGCUGCUAUGCAAGAAAUUCUUUUCUGGCAGGGACAAACAAUGUCGAUGAUGUACAAAACUAUUGCAGAGGCUCUGAAGAAAGAAGGAUUAUCUGAGAGUAGUCAUCCGCAGGAUUACUUAAAUUUCUAUUGUCUUGGAAAGCGUGAACCGGCACCGAAAGACAAUGCCACAAGUUCUCCAAAUAGUGCAAAUGAUAACUCAGCAUUGCGCUCCUCCCAGAAAUUUCGCAGAUUUAUGAUAUAUGUGCAUUCUAAAGGGAUGAUCGUGGAUGAUGAAUACGUAAUCAUCGGAUCGGCCAACAUAAACCAGCGAUCUAUGGAGGGCUCGAGGGACACAGAAAUUGCGAUGGGUGCUUAUCAACCGCACUAUAAAUGGGCCGAAAAUGGCAAGCACCCUCGUGGACAGGUUUAUGGAUACCGAAUGUCGCUCUGGGCCGAGCACACGGCGACGAUCGAGGAUUGUUUUCGCGAGCCGCAAGCCCUCGAAUGCGUUAAACGGGUGAACGAAAUAGCUGAAGAUAACUGGCACUCCUACAUUUACCCAGAAACGAAGGAGAUGAGGGGACACCUUCUGAAGUACCCAGUCAAGGUAGAGAAAGAUGGGAGGGUUGGACCUUUGCCGGGACAUGAAUACUUUCCAGAUGUAGGUGGUAAGGUUCUUGGAUCGCAUUCUUCGCUUCCCGACGUUUUAACCACGUAAAAAAGUUAUCAUUGUGUGGAUUUAUGUGAGAAUCUAAAUCUGUCGAGUCAGAGGUUGUUGCAUGUAAGCUUUUCAGUUUAUGUUUACGUAAAGAAGGGAGAUCGAUCGAAGCGAUCGAGAGAGGUUGAUCACUUAUUCCGAUUCUGUGAUUCAUGUUUUA